GGGCGCGUCCCACUGCUGGGAUCCUUGGGGGUGAGGGGAGUGAAGAUGAGGCCGAUGAUGUCAUGGAUGCUUCGCAGGGCCUGGGGGAAGGUGGCGGCCGGAGGGGGUGCGGCCCGGAUUAUGUCACCUCUUCCCUCUGCGCCCCGCCCCCCGGGCCACACGCCUUGGUGGGGAGCACCGAGAGGUGCGGGAGGGAUUCCCCCCACCGCAGAGACCACCCCACCCCCGGGCACCUCCUCGGGAUGGCCUGUGGCCGGGGUCUCUGUCGUGGGCAGCGCCCGAGCACCCGCCACCCCCCACCCCCACCCCCGUGCGGGAGGCUCGUGUGUGCGCGUGUGUGUGCUCGGGGUGUGUGUGGGGGGGCGCUGUCAGCCCCCUCACUCCUGAAACAUGGGAUUUAUCAGAGCCAGGAUCUAGGGGAUGGGGCCCUUCCCCCUUUGUCGCCAAGGGAAGAUGGAUCUUCCCUCACACAUCCCAACCAAGAAGUUCUGGAGACCUCUGCACCCCCAAAAGCCCUACAGUGCCCCUGAUACCUUUUCUCCCUCAGUCCUUUUUCUCGGAAGCCCUUCCUGAUUUUCCUGUCCAAUUCACUACCUCUUUGCAUUGCUCAUAACUAGCAUUCCCACACACAUUCUCUCUGUAUCUCCUCAGUGCUAGGGGCCAGAGAUCCAAGACUCUGCCGUCCGUUCCCCCUGGGGGUACUCACAGGCCAGUCUCAGAAUGAAAUAUCCCUGGAGUGGCCUGAGCCAAGUGCUCCAAGACCACCCUACCCCCUCUCCCAGGGUAGAUCAGGGAUGCUCUCCUGGGAGGCAGCAUUUGGAUUGGUCCUUGAAGGAUGCAGGAUGGGCACAGAGAGCUGAGAAGAGAUUUUGUGUGUAGAGUGGAGAGGGACUCAGGUCAAGGGAAAUAGGAUGAGCAACAGGAGAGGCCUUGGGGGCCCUGCUUCAAGCUCUGCUCUGGUUCUGAGGGCUGAGAGGAAUGCCAGGCAUUUACCCAUAAUACAUUCACUUCUUAAGAUUCCUGUAGGGUAGGUGUGAGAACCCACGGUGGAAUAACCUGCAUGCAGUUCCACCCCUAACCAGCUGAGCUGGGAUUUACACUUGGAGCUGAUACCUCCAUAACUCUGUCUAUUGCACUUGGUGCAGUAGAAUUUGGGCAGAGCACAGACAAGAUCGGCUUUGCCCUUUAGAAAGGGUCCCUUGGCAGCUGCACAGGGGAGGGAGUGCUGAGAAAGAAAGCCCAGUGAGGAGCCCCCCGCAAAGAUGCUGGCAGGAGGGGCUGCUGAGAUCUUUAGGGGGUGAAUGGGCUGAGCUUAGGGCCUCUGAGACCCAAGAGAAGGGUGGGGUAUUCCUAGUUUUGGGAGCGACACAGCUACGGUGGGGUGGGUGGUCACUGUAGGAUGGAAGGACCUGCCCAUGUAACCCCCAGGUAUUGUCUCUUUGGCCUGUUCAUGACCACUAAUACUGUGUGUAAUGUCCUAGGCACUGAGAGCUGAUAGGACAGAGAUAGAGGCAGAAUCGGGCAACAGGCUGUCAUCCCAGGUUGUUGAGCUGAGGCCAUGAGCCCUGUCUUUGCCGACCACACUCAGCUACCUGGGCUAGUUCAGGACCCAGACCCACAAAUGAAGCUCAAACCCUUCCCCUGGGCUCAGUUUCCACCUAUCAGGGAAACAUACGCCCCUGCUUAUCCUACCAGUCCCUGCUGGGGUUUUGUGGAAAGAAGCUGCAACAGUCCAAGCUUGGGAGAGAGAAGGGGCAGGGAACGCUUGUAUGGGGCUGACCAUAACAGGUUAGAAUUAUGGCAAGAAGCUGUUUGGAGAGCGAGACUCCAGGGAGAGCUGCAGUGGGUUGGUAGUCAAAGAUUCCCCAGGUAAACCACAGGGAUAGGAGGUUCAGGAAACAGUUCUGGGACCUCAUUUCCAUCCAUCCAGGACUCUGGGCAUCCAGGCCUUCCUGGGGACCACACACAAUCCAGGGAAACAGUGGGUCUGGGUGGAAUAUGAUCAGCCCCAACCUAUGGUCAGAUUCUCCUUUACUGAAUCUCAGAGAAGGUAGUAUUGCAUGUUUGUACUGCACCUUACAGUUUGCAAAGAACCUUCCUGUCAUUCUCAUGAUCAACAUGAUCACUUCUGAGGUUUGCUCCUGUCCACAUCCAGGCUUUUGGUGGCGCCCCCUUGCCAAGAUCUCUAAUCUCACUACUGAUGCCUUCCUUCAGGAUAUCACCACACUCAGGUUUCUACCAUGUUAAAUUCUAAAAUUAGAAGAGAGCCCUUGGAUCCCAAACCACCUUAAAUUACUGCCUUCUCUGGCCUCCUCUUAAAAGAGAGGGGAGGCUUCCCUUGUGGCGCAGUGGUUGAGAGUCCGCCUGCCGAUGCAGGGGACACGGGUUCGUGCCCCGGUCUGGGAAGAUCCCACAUGCCACGGAGCGGCUGGGCCCGUGAGCCAUGGCCGCUGGGCCUGCGUGUCUGGAGCCUGUGCUCCGCAACGGGAGAGGCCACAACAGUGAGAGGCCCGCGUACCGCAAAAAAAAAAAAAAAGAGAGAGAGAAGGGAACUCUUCCAUCUUUCCCUCCAGACCCCCCUCCUACUCCUGUAGUCUGGCUCUGCCUUGCACCACUUUUCUGAAAUCAUUCUCUCAUAGACACGUGAUGUUUCUACCUGCCAAAUUCAGGACACCCCCGCCAAUCCCAAUUUUACCUGGUCCCUUUAAAAAAAUUUUUUUAAUAUAAAUUUAUUUAUUUUUGGAUGCGUGGGGUCUUCGUUGCUGGGCGCGGGCUUUCUCUAGUUGCAGUGAGCGGGGGCUACUCUUCGUUGCAGUGCGUGGGCUUCUCAUUGCAGUGGCUUCUCUUGUUGCAGAGACGGGCUCUGGGCGUGUGGGCUUCAGUAGUUGUGGCUCACGGGUUCUAGAGCGCAGGCUCAGUAGUUGUGGUGCACUGGCUUAGUUGCUCCGCGGCGUGUGGGAUCCUCCCGGACCAGGGCUGGAACCCGUGUCCCCUGCAUUGGCAGGCAGAUUCUCAACCACUGCGCCACCAGGGAAGCCCUGGCCCCUUUUUUAACACUAGGAGCUGCCCCCACAUUCUUGCAGCCCACUCCAUCUUGGUCUUCAGGGCCUGCCUUCUCCUGGCCUUCUUCCCACUCCCACACCACCUCCCAGUCUUCUGGGGCUCUACCACUCGAGCUCCAUGCUGGGCGCCACCCACACCACCCUUGAAUGCUCAUGAUUCCAGUCUCUCUUUCUAUCCGGUAUGUGACAGAUAUCUUUCUCUGGUCUUCCUCAAAUCACCCAUUUCCCCCAAACAUUCUCCUCCUGUCAAGUUAAGGGUGUCACAUCCAUCCUGGUGCCCCAGUCCAGAUUCCUCCCUUGCCCCCACCCCCUGAACACCAUCUGUAUGAAAUUCUGUCCGUUCUUCCUCCCUGCCCAGAUCUUCCCACUGGUUCUAAGCCUCAGGCCUCACAGCCUCCACCCUCUCAGUCCCUAGCUGCUCCCUACACUGCAUCCAGAGAUGGCAAGAGAAGGGGGUCAUGCUUAGAAUGGGAGGGGGAUAUCUGGGCUGGAGUACACUGGGAGUGGAGACAGCAUGGCCAGGGUGAGUCAAGAGGCACGUAGGGCUUCCCUGGUGGCGCAGUGGUUAAGAAUCCGCCUGCCAAUGCAGGGGACACGGGUUUGAGCCCUAGUCCAGGAAGAUCCCGCAUGCCGCCAAGCAAGUAAGCCCGUGCACCACAGCUACUGAGCCUGCGCUCUAGAGCCCUUGAGCCACAACUACUGGGCCCGCGUGCCUAGAGCCCGUGCUCUGCAACAAUAGAAGCCACCGCAAUGAGAAGCCCACGCAUCGCAAAAAAGAGUAGCCCCCAUUCACCGCAACUAGAGAAAGCCUGCGUGCAGCAACGAAGACCAAAUGCAGCCAAAAAUAUAUUUAAAAAAAAAAAGGGAGGCACCUAGGUCACCAGAUGAAAGGAGGCACUCACUCUCAGGGUCCUGCACUUGCUGAUCCUGCACCUAAAUUGAGCCCUAGGUGCCUCUCUUGACUCACCCUAGGUCUCAGCCUUGUGGGACAUGUGGAACAGAUUAGCUUAAGGGAGCAAUGUAGUAAAGUCCUGUUCUCCACACCUGGGGGGUCGGGGGGAGAUGCUGAUAGAAUGGAAUUUUACAAAGUCAGUGUGGACUGGUUUGUGGUAAGUUUUCCAACCACCUAGGGCUGUAAUUCCAGGUGUGAUGGCCAGAAGACUGAAGGGCAAGAGUUUUGUUAAGGCUCCCCUGGUCAAACACAGCAUUAAAAAUGGGCAUAUGGGUAGAAGACAGUUUGAAGUGCACUCAAGGGGCCGAGGGCUGCUACCAGUACCCCUUCACCUUGGCAGAGAAGGAAGGCUCCCUGCCUGGUUUCUGGUGGGAACAGGGGUUAAAGGCCUGAAGGGCGCCCCCUGCCAUUUCUGGCACACGUAUUUGAGCGUCUACACUCACAGCAGGCACUGCCUGCUCCCACUGCCCGGCUGGAUAUGAGGAUCUCUGGGGCAGGUCUUCCCAGGUGCGGACUUGAGACAAAGGAACCAGGAAGCGGGGCCUUCCUGAGCGCAGGUAACCCGAGGCCCUGCUCCCCCUGCUUCUGUGGGCCGGCCCUGGGGGAGGAGGGACGCACGUCCACUGAAGGGCUCAGAGAAAUUCAUGGUGAACUAAGCAGGGUCAAGGUCCACAAGGAGCGGGGGAGGGGAGUAAUCCAGGAAGUCUUCCCGAAGGCAGUGAAUUCUUGGAGGGGUUCUGCAGGCGCGGAAUCCUCCUGGGCGCCGCUGGGCACGGAGGCCCCGCUCCUGCCCCCGCCCACUUGUAGGAACAGCAAGCCAGGAGGGAGGCAUGGCAGGCGCCCGCGCUGGCGGCGCUGCGUCCUCUGCCCCGGCCUCAGCCAGACCGGGGGCCUCUGCUGAGGUACUGACCAUGGGUAGGGGGCCCUCUCGUGCCAGGCCCCCAUGCGGCGGAGUUGGAAAGACCUCCGGGAGGGCCCCCUGCUAGGCGCUGCAGCUGGGGUCCCCGGCAGUCCGCGAGGGGCGGGGCAUGCCCUUGGUGGCCCAGAUAAGCGCCGCCGCGGCAGCUCCCGCCCACCAGACCCCCAAUACCUUUGUCCCCUCCCCGCGCCCGCCUCCCUGGGGUGCCUGGCAUGCGGCAGCUCUGCGAGGUAGGUCCUCCAUUCCUCCCAUUUCGCAGAGGAGAAAACUGCAGUCCAGGAUGGCUCAGUCGGCCCGUCCAAAGUCGCGCAGCUGGUCCUGGCCGAGCUGCGAGAGUGAGGCACAUGGCCCCUGCAGACCGGGCCUCGGAGGGUCCAAGGCUUGAGGACCCGUCGGCCCCCCACCCCCUUGGAGAGGCAAGGAGAGGAUCCUGCGCUGGUAGUGAGCCUCCACUUCUGCCCUUGACUGCAACACCCUGGGUUAGGGGCCCGGGAAGGACUCCCAUCCACAGUUUUUGGAUAGGGUGCCCCCCUGGCUUAGUCAUGGCGAAGCUGGAGACACUGCCCGUGCGCGCUGAUCCAGGGCGGGAUCCCCUCCUGGCCUUUGCCCCUCGGCCCUCUGAGCUCGGACCCCCAGACCCUCGUCUGGCCAUGGGCAGUGUGGGCAGUGGGGUGGCCCACACUCAGGAGUUCGCCAUGAAGAGUGUGGGCACCCGCACGGGGGGUGGGGGCAGCCAAGGCAGUUUCCCUGGCCCCCGUGGCAGUGGGGCCAGCAGGGAGAGGCCAGGCCGCUACCCCUCGGAGGACAAGGCUCUCGCCAAUUCACUCUACCUCAAUGGCGAGCUACGGGGCAAUGACCACACAGAUGUCUGCGGCAAUGUGGUGGGCAGCAGUGGUGGCAGCAGCAGCAGCGGCGGCAGUGACAAGGCCCCACCACAGUAUCGUGAGCCCAGCCACCCACCCAAGCUCCUGGCCACCUCUGGCAAGCUAGACCAGUGCUCAGAGCCGCUAGUUCGGCCUUCGGCCUUCAAGCCUGUUGUACCCAAAAAUUUCCACUCCAUGCAGAACUUGUGCCCCCCCCAGACCAACGGGACCCCUGAGGGACGACAGGGCCCUGGUGGCCUCAAGGGUGGACUGGACAAGUCUCGGACCAUGACCCCAGCGGGUGGGGGAGGGGGCGGCCUCUCAGACUCAGGCCGGAACUCACUCACAAGCCUGCCCACCUACAGCUCCAGCUAUAGCCAGCACCUGGCGCCCCUCAGUGCCUCCACCAGCCACAUCAACCGCAUUGGCACUGCCAGCUAUGGUAGUGGCAGUGGUGGCAGCAGCAGCGGUGGUGGGUCAGGCUACCAGGACCUGGCAACCUCUGACAGUGUGCGGGCCUCCAGCAAGAGUGGGUCAUCCUCAUCCAUGGGGCGGCCAGGCCACCUGGGAUCAGGGGACGGCGGAGGUGGAGGCCUGCCAUUUGCGGCCUGCUCACCACCCUCGCCCAGUGCUCUGAUCCAGGAGCUAGAGGAAAGGCUGUGGGAGAAGGAACAGGAGGUGGCAGCUCUGCGGCGUAGCCUGGAGCAGAGUGAGGCGGCAGUGGCCCAGGUGCUGGAGGAGCGUCAGAAGGCCUGGGAGCGUGAGCUGGCCGAGCUGCGGCAGGGCUGCAGUGGAAAGCUGCAGCAGGUGGCCCGUCGCGCCCAGCGCGCCCAGCAAGGCCUACAGCUGCAGGUGCUGCGGCUGCAGCAGGACAAGAAGCAGCUGCAGGAGGAGGCAGCCCGGCUGAUGAGGCAACGGGAAGAGCUUGAGGACAAGGUUGCCGCCUGCCAGAAGGAACAGGCCGACUUCCUGCCCCGGAUGGAGGAAACUAAGUGGGAGGUAUGCCAGAAGGCUGGGGAGAUUUCCCUACUGAAGCAGCAGCUGAAGGACUCGCAGGCGGAUGUGUCCCAGAAGCUGAGUGAGAUUGUUGGGCUGCGCUCGCAGCUGCGGGAGGGCCGGGCCUCACUGCGGGAGAAGGAGGAGCAGCUGCUCAGCCUGAGGGACUCCUUCAGCAGCAAACAGGCCAGCCUGGAGCUGGGUGAGGGCGAGCUGCCCUCUGCCUGCCUCAAGCCGGCGCUGACCCCAGUGGACCCGGCCGAGCCGCAGGACGUGCUGGCCACCUGCGAGAGCGACGAGGCCAAGAUGCGCCGUCAGGCUGGGGUGGCUGCUGCCGCCUCCCUGGUUUCCUUGGAUGGGGAGGUGGAUGCUGGGGGGGAGAGUGGGACUCGGGCCCUGCGGCGGGAGGUGGGGCGCCUGCAGGCUGAGCUGGCAGCUGAGCGGCGAGCCCGGGAGCGCCAGGGUGCCAGCUUCGCAGAGGAGCGCCGAGUGUGGUUGGAGGAGAAGGAGAAGGUCAUCGAGUACCAGAAGCAGCUGCAGCUGAGUUAUGUGGAAAUGUACCAGCGCAACCAGCAGCUGGAGCGGCGGCUGCGAGAGCGGGGGGCUGCGGGAGGUGCCAGCACGCCUACACCUCAACAUGGGGAGGAGAAGAAAGCCUGGACCCCCUCCCGCCUCGAGCGCAUCGAGUCCACAGAAAUCUGAUCCCCUACCUGGGCAUGUGGCCUUUUGACAAAUACCCAGUCAAAGGCCAGAGUCCCCAGUGUCCCCCCCUCCGCCAUCUCUUUUCCCCAUCCCCUGUAUCCCCAGACCAAAGAGGUUCUCAAAGCAGCUGUGACCAGGCCCCUCCCCUCCCCUCCCCUCACUGGGUGUCUCCCAGCUCUACCACUGCCCCUCUGGGCAGCCCACUCGACCCUCCUCCCAAGGAGGAAACAGGGGAAGGGCAGAGUGAGUGGGGAUGAGGAGCCCAGGCAGCAGGGGAACUCAUGCUCCUUUUCUUGGCACUCCCUUGUUGGAGAGGUGGCAGGCCUUGCAGUGCCAUGAGGUGCCCAGCUCCUUGGUGGGUCUGGGCUGCUACUGUCGGCCACCCUGUGUCCAGAGAUGCUCUCUGUACCCAUCUCCUUGGCCACGUAACCUGAGGGGGCUUGCGUGCGUUCUGCCAAAGCUGACACCUUGGACUCCUGGCCUCUCUCCUUCCAGUACUUUUCUCCCUCCUUGGGCAGAUUGGCAGGACAAACGGGAGCAGGUGGCCUACCUGUGGUUGAGAGGGCUACUUGCCCAGCCCCUCCCUGCCAAGGUCUCUUGGACUCAGGCCUCAGAGCCUGGCCUGGUCCUGAGUGUGUGUCCAUAUGUGUGUGUUGGAGGAGAGAAGGGCUGGGGCUGGAGGCUCAGUGCCCAGGGAAGAUCUGCCAUCCUAUUCUUGAGAAGGGUCACCUGGAGGCUUCUUAGCUUUACCCUCACCCUUCUGACCAGGAUCCCACAGGACAACAGCCCCAUCUGCUUGGCUGACCCCACACCCAGGGCCACUGUCCAGCUCUAACUACAGCUAUUAAGUGCCACCUGCCUCUCAGGCACUCCCCUCACCUAGUUUCUGAGGUCACAUGAGUGUCUGUGAUGUCUUCUUGUGUUUUCCCUGACUUGAUUCCCUCAGCCACCUUCUGCUUUCGUGCUCAGCCUAUUGCUUUCAUGCUCAGAACAUCAUUGUCUUAGGCCAUCUCUUCCCCCAAACCUCACCUUUUCUUCCAGUAGAAAACUGCUUGAUCUUUGGUGCACUGCCCACUUCCAAGUUCCACUGGGCCCAAGCUUGAGCCUGAGGCCCUUGUUUUGGGGGGUGGGGGUGGCUAUGAUUGCUCUUGAAGAGCAAGACUGAACUGAGAGGAUCACUGACCUCUGGGUCCCAGAGGCCUGAAGUAGCCCAGUGUUUGCCCAGGGUAGGCCUGGCAUGGCCAUCAGUGGGGACUGGGGAAGCCAAUGUCACUUCCUCCUCUGGGGGCCCUCUCAGAGUCCAUCUCCCCAAAAUAAGAAGGGAAAGGCAAAUUUCUAACACACCAGCAAUAAAAAUCAGAGGAGGCUUGGCCCUCAGCCCUUGUAUUUCUCUCUUUUUACUCUCUCCUUCCCACCCACAGACUGGGUUUGUGGGGCAGGGUGGAGGGAGCUGGCAACUACUGUGAGCAAUUCCCCGACCCCUGACCAGCCUCCUCCCAUGACUGGUGACUGUUUAACGAGCUGUGCAUCCCCCACAAAAACAGGAGUGCCUCUGUGGCCUCUGUCCUUCUGCACAGCCCUUUCCAGUGCCCCUCACCAGAUCUCUGAGCUGGGUGGGGGGCUGUCCUGGCAAUCACUGCCCAUUCCACUCACCCUUCACUGCACCUGCCCCAGAAACUGGGCCUGGGCCAGAGGGGCAGGGGGAAGAGGAGGCAUUAGUAGGUUAAAAAAAAAAUAGAAAAAAAUAUGAACAGACUUAGCUUUGGGAUUUCCAACCACAAAAGAAAUUAUAUAUAAAUAUAUAUAUAUAUAUCUCUCUACCACAUGUGAUGGAAAGACUUCGUUUUCUUUUCCCAAAGAAAUAAAAUGGAGAAAGCCUCUUGA
Messenger RNA from Orcinus orca (killer whale), 9378 nucleotides. RefSeq names its product leucine zipper tumor suppressor family member 3 (gene LZTS3). Gene Ontology annotation, cellular component: dendritic spine. The record is from RefSeq and is a predicted model, not a curated record. NCBI's taxonomy places the organism in Eukaryota, Metazoa, Chordata, Mammalia, Artiodactyla, Delphinidae. The transcript has 4 exons. Gene Ontology annotation, biological process: regulation of dendritic spine morphogenesis. The coding region runs from base 5146 to 7494 and encodes 782 amino acids.